Molecule: messenger RNA, 1296 nt
Organism: Acanthaster planci (crown-of-thorns starfish)
Lineage: Eukaryota; Metazoa; Echinodermata; Asteroidea; Valvatida; Acanthasteridae
Product: monocarboxylate transporter 12-like
Biological process (GO): transmembrane transport
Molecular function (GO): monocarboxylic acid transmembrane transporter activity
Source: RefSeq, a predicted model, not a curated record
AUGGCGGAACAGCAGCAAUUACCCGGGGUUUACAGUGGAAACCGCCGUAUGGGGUUUCUGGCUGUCUUGGGAGUAUGGACCAAUUGGUUCUUUUGGAUUAGUGCAGUGAAGGGCCUAGCCGUGAUGCUACCAACUCUACAGGACCAGAUGGACACCUACACAUGGGUCAUCGGCUGGAUGAUUGUGCUAGUGGAGGUCACUGCUAAUCUCAUCGGAAGUACAACCACAGCUUUCUCCAUUUCCCAAACGGGCAGCUCCGUGGCUUUCAUAGUCAUGCCACCGUUGACUCAGCUCUUCCUGGACACUUACGGCUGGAGAGGCGCCAUGCUUCUCUUGGGUUCUAUUUUUUUUCAUAUGACCGUGUGCGGUGCCCUAUUGCAGUGUCCGUCUGUCAGUGCUUUUGCUUUACACAAGAGGAGUAUAGACUACUUUGCCUUACCAGGCGAUCCUUCUCGGGAAGAAUACCAACGCAGCGUGGAUGAGGACGCCUCGAGAGAAAGGGUCAAGCAGGAAAAUAACUCAAUCUUGUCAGCUCUCCAAACCGCUUGGCAACUGUUUCUCACUAGACUCCUUACUAGUCGGGCCUACUGGUGUGUAGCAGUCAUAUCGAUUGUAAGUCACGUUUCCAGCCUAGGCUGGGCAGUGUACUUUGUCCCUCACACACUGACCAAGGGAUUCGACCCGGGUGACGCCGUCACCCUGACUUCGAUCAUGGGACUGACCAGAGUGCUUACUGGCGUCAUUCUUGGGCCUCUGAUGGACAAAAUUCAGAUAGUCGGCACCAAACAGUUCAUGGGGAUUGCCCUGAUAUCAAUUGCCGUGUAUUACGCUGUCGACCCGUGGCUAACAUCCUACUGGUUAAAUGUGGUCGCUAUGGUCAUAUACGCGUGCAGCACCUUCAUGAUCUGGGUUCUGAUGGAUGUCUUGUCGUGUGAAGUGGUCCCACCAGAUUGUCUAGGCAGCGCCUUUGGAUGGAUGGCGAUGAAAUCGGCAGUGUUUUCCUUCUUACUUCUGUAUCUACCAGGUUUGAUCUUUGACCUUGGAGGCAGCUACACCAUACCAUUCCUUCUGAUGGGAGGCCUUCACCUCUUUGCCAUCGCUGCUUUGCUGCUUCUAGUUUUCAUGGGAAGUCGAAACGUAGACAUGGAAGGGCUCGUGGUACAUGAGCGGACAAUCAAUAAGGUGCAGUGGUCUGAGUGCAAAGGGUCGCUGGACAGCAGAGAGUCAAAAUUCAGUAUCACAAAUAACAAACGCAAGAACUUGACGGGAGUCUUUGGAGGAAGCAACGGCUUUUAG